This is a messenger RNA of Manis pentadactyla (Chinese pangolin), 3391 nucleotides long. It is a transcript of the gene PROCR, whose product is annotated as protein C receptor. NCBI's taxonomy places the organism in Eukaryota, Metazoa, Chordata, Mammalia, Pholidota, Manidae. The coding region runs from base 169 to 885 and encodes 238 amino acids. The transcript has 5 exons. Gene Ontology annotation, biological process: negative regulation of coagulation. The record is from RefSeq and is a predicted model, not a curated record. Gene Ontology annotation, molecular function: signaling receptor activity.
UAUGAUACGCGCCCACUUAGGACUGGACUGCCAGACCCCGGCUGCCCCAUUGCUCCUCCGCUCGCACUACCUGCCCCAGGUGUCGUGCCCGUCACAGGCAGCAGUCAGCCGAGCCCCCAGCCUGCCAAAGCUGGGAGGCCAGGUGGGGUCAGGAACCUCAGGCCCAGGAUGUUGUCAACACUGCUGCCUCUCCUGCUCCUGCCUGGCUGGUCCCUUGGUAGCGGAGAAGCCUCAGAUGGUCCGAGGAACCUCCACAUGAUCCAGAUCUCCUACUUCCGCAACCCCCAGCAAGUGUGGUACCAGGGCAACGCGUCGCUGGGGGGGCUUCUGACACACGUGCUGGAAGGCGUGAGCACCAAUGUCACGAUCCUCCAGCUGCAGCCCCUGGAGGACCCCGAAAGCUGGGCGCUCACACUGGACCGCCUGAAGGUCUACCUGCACCAGUUCCAGGGCCUCGUGGAUCUGGUGCACCGUGAGCGGCGCGUGGCCUUUCCUCUGACCAUUCGCUGCUUCCUGGGCUGUGAGCUGCCUCCUGAGGGCUCUGGAGCCCAUGUCUUCUUUGAAGUGGCUGUGAAUGGGACCUCCUUUUUGAGUUUCCAGCCAAAGACAGCCUCAUGGGUAGCAGGGACCCAAACACCCUCCGAAACGGUCACUUACACCCUGCAGCAGCUGAACACCUAUAAUCGUACUCGGUACGAAAUGCUGGAAUUCCUGCAGGGCACUUGUGUGCAGUAUGUGCAGGAACACAUCACCAUGAAAAACUUGAAAGGGAGCCAAACAGGCCGCUCCUACACUUCGCUGGUCCUGGGAGUCCUGGUGGGCAGUUUCAUCAUCGCCGGUGUGGCUGUAGGCAUCUUCCUGUGCACAGGUGGACGGCGGUGUUAAUUACUCUUCAGCCCCUUCUGAAAAAGGGCUGCACUGAUGGGGUCUGGCAAGGGAUGAUCUCAGCUCCCUGCAAAACCAGGUUCCCCUUCUGAGACAUUAUAUCCCAGAAGGUUUGGAAUAGCAUCUCCUUUCUUCUCCCUCAUCUUCCCACCAAGAGUUUGGGGGAGAGAAGGGGAGGGAGGGUAGGUGGACAGAGUAUCUGAUUUGCUAAGAACCUAAGAACUUUCAUGCUUUGCUGAACUGGUCUAAGUGAAUACUUAUCUAUCUUUGUGGAAAACAGAGGCAGCGGGGGUGGGUGUCUAUGGCCUAUCCUCCAAAGACAGGCAGAAUCACCUAAGGUAUUCAAAACACAUAACCAAAUAAAACAAGUCAUCCACAGCCAGAAUAAACAAUAUGCAAUGCUUCUAGGUGUGUUAGAUUUGGAAAGGGAUACUGGUACAAUAGAAGUAGAAAGAAAUAAACAGAGAAAUGGUGGAAGUGUAAAAUCCAAGCAAUAUGGGAGCAAGGAGUUAUUAAUACUAUUAAUACAUUCCUUACUUAUAUAAAGGCAUUAUUAUUUCCUCUACAUUGCAAAACUUCUGGAAAAGUAGCCUAUCCCCUUUGCUUCUACUUCCUCAUCUCCCACUUUUCCACCCACUGCAGUCUGACUUCUCUAUAAACUAGCCUAAGAUAAUCAAUCACAUCUAAUUGUAAAACCUUCAUCCUCCCUAAUGUCUGCAACAUUUCACUGUGGACUAGGACUCUCUUUUUACCCUAACUUCUGAGAUACCAUAUCUAAAGUUUAGACCUGUUUGGGCCACUCAGUUGAUCCCUUUGCCUGUGUCAAUGCUCCUGCCUUGCAUUCACAGUUUGCUUUACUCAGUUCACCUUGGAAAUGUUCGCUUCCUUAGAAUUCCUUUUUUUUUUUGGUUCCUUUUUUAUCCCUUUUGGGUGCCCGGCUAACUUCCAUGGCUUCAAACACCAUCUAUCGUUGUGGUUUAUACAGGGAAUGGGGAAGCAAUAUAAUCUUGUCUUGAAGAGCGUGUGUUUGUCUUCAGACUCGAGUUUUCUUUGAAGCCAGGCAUUCAACUUCAAGUCUCAGUUUCUUCACAAACAAAAGGUAUAAUAAAAUGUACAAAAAGGGUAUAAUAAAAACAAUACCUACCUCAUAGAGGCAUUGUAUUAAAUAAGAUAAUACAUAUAUAUAUAUACUCAAUAAACAUAGCACUUGCUGCUGACCUCCAGACCCCCCACCUUUGCAUUGAUUCUUCAUAAACAUCUCUACUUAAUAUUUUGCAGACAUUUCAGAGUCAACCUUAUCUUCUCCUCAAACCUGUUCUCCUCUGUUUAUUAUCAGUUAAACAAAAUUACCAUCAAAUCAUAUUAGUGUAGAGACCUCAGUGUUAAGCUUUAUUUACUUCUUCAUUCCCACCUACAAAAUAUGAUUUCUAUAGAAUCUGUUCCCUCCUUUCCACUCCAUUGAUUUAAUUCAAGAUAUUAUAACUCAUCUCUUUCUGUGCCACCCAGUUAUACAUUCAAGGAGAGACUUGCUGUUCAGCGACAGGGGUAAGAGCCAGCAGAUAACCUCUAACUGCUUUAGUUCCUUCAGAGUCUGCCUUACCUACAGAGAACAGUCCUGCACAAGGUCAUGCUCAUCCUGGGGCUGUCCUCACCCUGGUGACUGAGCAAAGCAGGCGUAUAAAGGUUCCGCCAUUCUGGCCUACUCCAGGACAAUCUGACGAGCAGUGUUCACUCCAGAGCUCCUGCCAGGUUGGCUGGGUCCUUGUCAGAUCUACAUUGCAGUUUAAACUUUUCCCUCUGUUCACUCCUGAUUCUUCCUCUUAGUUAAUAUCUUGCACCUCAAACUCUGUCUCAGCAUCUACUUCCAGAAAAAACCCAACCUGUGACUGACAAUCUUUCUCUCUCUCCAAACUGAGAAAUUUUCUCAGUCCUUUGUAUGGAACAUGGCAAUAACCUCUUUAUUGUUCUCCUGGUUUCUAAUUUCUCCGAAUUCUAAUUCAUCCUUUACAUGCCAAUAAAGACAGGGAUCUGAUGAUGGCAUUGUUUUGGGGUUUUUUUUUGGUUUUGUUUUUUUUUAAUGUCCCAUGCCUAUUGAGCUAAAUUCAGAAUCCUCAAAAUAAUAUUCAAGGUCUUGUACAAUCUGGCCCUAUCCUUCUUUUCAAAUUUUAUUUCCUACCACUUCUCACCCAACUGUGCUUUAGGUUAUUGACUUUAAAAGCAUAUUUUUAAGUGACAGAAGUAACAGAACAGUGGCAACACAGACGUUUACAGAGGGAAAGGUGAAAGACCCCUGCUUUCUCCUUCUUCCCAACCCUUUUCCCAAAGGUAAGCCAAGACUCUCAGUUGCAAGCAAUGGAAACCAACUCUGACAACUAAAGGGGGAAAUAAAUAUAUUGGAAAGUUAUCAAGUAAUCCUCAGAGUUGAUGGGAAGGCCAGCUUUUCAAGCUAACAGAAGCAGGGGUCACAGCCAAAGUGACGACACAGGAGUGGUCUAGUGAAAGGCAC